AUGAAGGAUACCAGCUUGUCCAAAGUCAUUGUUGUGGGAGCCGGCCCGGCAGGGCUUCUGCUCGCGCUGAUGCUUGCGAAGCACGGUAUUAGUGUCGAUGUGGUAGAAGCACUGGACGCAGUGGAUGCCAGGCCGCGUGGCGCAGCAUAUGGUCCAGCGGCUGUCAGUGUCCUCCGCCGUGCAGGUGUCCUGGACAAAAUCCGUCAAAAGGGCCUCUCCGUGGACUCUUUCACCUGGAGGAAGGUGGAUGGCACCGUCAUCAAUCGCCUGACCGGGAUGAGCAGAAACCCUGACAAAGGAGGGUUUGUCUGUCUACCGGUUUAUGACCUGGCAUCUCUCCUUUACGAUGAACUCUGUCAGCUCCCGAACGCCCAGGUUUAUUGGAACCACAGAGUGACGGUGAUUUCUCAAAACGAAACAAGAGCCUGGGUCGAGUGCGAGAAUGGUCAAAAAUUCGAAGGUGAUUUCGUCGUCGGCUGCGACGGUGGUACAUCGACUGUGCGGAAGUCCUUGUUUGGCAGCAAUUUUCCAGGCCACACUUGGGACGUGAUCAUGGUCGCUACGAAUAUCCGUGGCUAUGAUUUCUCAAAGUAUGGCUGGGAAGAUACGUCCUGGAUUGUCGAUCCUGAACAUUGGGCAGUGGUGGCUCUGAUCGACCAGCAAGGGACAUGGCGUGUUUCUUACGGAGAGAAGGGUUCGCUCUCCCACGACGAGCUUUACGAACGGAUGUCGGCCAAGUUACAACGAAUUCUCCCGGGGAAUCCAACUCCCGAUCAGUAUACCAUCGAAAGAUUUAACCCUUACAAUCUACACCAAAGAUGUGCCGAGAAAAUGCGGGUUGGUCGGAUCCUGCUCGCAGGUGACGCUGCGCAUCUAAAUAACCCCAUGGGCGGCCUCGGUCUCACCAGCGGCAUGUCAGACGUGGGUGGCUUGGUUGAUUGUCUCCAGGGAAUUUAUGACGGCAAAGCGGGCUAUGAUAUACUCGACCAGUACGACCAGGUUCGACGGGAGAUAUACAGAACCGUCACCGAUCCUGUAUCUACCGCCAAUCUUGCUCGCGUACAAAGCGAUCCGGCGGCGCUAGCCGGUGGCCAGGACCCUUUCUUCGUUCUGCUUGAUAAGUCCCGCGAAGACGCUAGCUUUCUCGAAGAGAUUGAAAAGAACGAUAUGAGACUUCUCGUGGACUUUACCCAAUUCUACGACAAACCCAAGGUGAAUGGUCACGCCAACGGCAUGGCCAAUGGCCAUAUUUCUCUCACCUACUGGGACCGACUGGUUCGCUACGUGUCGGCGAAGACUGGUCAGACACGGUAUGGUGAACCGCUAGCAGACUUAACUGCAGACAUCGAUCAGCUGGCGACGGAAGGUACUUUGAAAGUUCGGCCCCUUGAAGGGUCCAACUGGCUGGCCGCAAGACCAUCGGACGAAGAGGAAGAUCUCGUCAAGGAGCUUCUCGGUCCUCUCACUCCAAGAGACGUGCCCAUCGUCCGUUGCACAGGCCUCAACUAUCGCACUCAUAUUAUUGAGUCUAACUGGGAUAUACCAACAAAUCCGACACUAUUUAUCAAGCCUGGACAGGCCGUUGGCGAUACGCGUGCCCCCAUCCCGGUCCCCAAACUCUCUCAGUCAAAAUGCGACUACGAAGGCGAGCUGACCAUUGUCAUUGGGAAAGACGCCAAGAAUGUAAGCGAAGAGCAAGCCCUUGACUACGUCGCGGGAUAUGUUGUUGGGAACGACGUCUCAUGCCGUGACUGGCAGCUUGACAAAGACAAAGCCGGCAUGAUGCCCCAAUGGUGUUUCGGCAAGUCGUUCGACAAAUAUGCCCCCGUGGGCCCGGCAAUCGUGAGCCCCAAAAUCCUGGGCGACGCCUCGGGAUUGCGGCUCCAGACGUAUGUGAACGGCGAGCUAAGGCAGGACUCUGACACUUCUGACCUAUGUUUUGGUGUUCGAAAGCUGGUCAGCUUCUACAGUACUGGUCAGACGCUGGAAGCUGGAAGUUUGAUCAUGACAGGUACACCGGGUGGCGUUGCAGCGGCCAUGAAGAUUCCACAAUAUUUGCAAGACGGGGAUGAGGUGGUGGUGGAGAUUGAGAGAAUUGGGAAGCUGAGAAACAUCAUCAAGUUUGACGAAUGA
Fonsecaea multimorphosa CBS 102226 is the source of this 2133-nucleotide messenger RNA. RefSeq lists its product as uncharacterized. The transcript has 6 exons. NCBI's taxonomy places the organism in Eukaryota, Fungi, Ascomycota, Eurotiomycetes, Chaetothyriales, Herpotrichiellaceae. The coding region runs from base 1 to 2133 and encodes 710 amino acids. Gene Ontology annotation, molecular function: FAD binding; catalytic activity. The record is from RefSeq and is a predicted model, not a curated record.